UAACUCCAAAAAAAGAAAAUCCGAACUUUGCGAAUCAGAGAUCGUUCGCACUUUUUUGGUAGCAUUACAUCUCUUCCUCGUCGUCAUCGUCGUUUCUACUCUUUUUUCUCUUCUUCUUCUUGGAUUAGGUUUAGGGUUUCUGCAACUAUGAGCACGGAACCAAAUCCGUGAGAAAUCAUCCAGUACGGUCAUCAUCCAGAUCAUGGCAUCACCAUCGUCGUCGUCGUCGUCGGCGUUCUUCGUGAUCUGCGUUCUCCACGGUCUGAUCGCCAUAAGCUGCGGCGGCCUGAUGAUGUUCUACAUGAAGGAGAUCUACGCGUUCGGGCACGGCAGCGAGACGGCGGUCCGGCUGCUGGGGUCCACACCUCACGACCAGCUCCUGAUUCGGACCUCCGAUUCGUUCUCGGGGCUGCUCCUGAUCGCGAUCGGGUUCCUCCUCGUGAUGGUGUCGGUCGUGAGGGACAGGGAAUUCCAGAACUUCUUCGCCAAGGGCUGUACGGUCCUCCACGUUUUCAUGGCGCUCUGGAGGAUUUACUUCGAGCGCAGAGUCGAGGACCUUGCCUGGGAUUGGAUCAGGCAGAGCGUCGGCGACGUUCUUUUGGCUCUCUCUUGGGUCUUCUUUGUUGUCUAUUCCUGGAGAGAAAAGUACGAUUAAUUCUUGAAUUUCCCCUUUUUGCAUUUUUCCCCCCCUUUUUUUUUUGUUUUAAGUAAUUUCUGUUAAUGUUUGAGGAUUGUGGUGUUUAUUUUCGAGGAUGUUGGAUGAUUAUUCUGGGUGUUGUGCAAAUUGGGGUUGGAAUUCGAUUAACAUGCCAAAAUGGGUUGGAAUUAGUUUAAGUGUUCGUUUAUAUGCUGCUUAAAAAGAAAAAUUUAAUGUACAAAGCUAUGUUUAUGAAUAUAGUCCUUGUAUAUAUAUAAGCUCUAUGUAUGUAUUCUUGGCUUGCUUCAUGGAAGAACAAUGGAGCUUGCUAAUACAGGAAUGGGUUAAGGAUGGACUAAAACAUGAAUUUAGUGGCA
Messenger RNA from Morus notabilis, 1014 nucleotides. RefSeq lists its product as uncharacterized. The record is from RefSeq and is a predicted model, not a curated record. Lineage: Eukaryota; Viridiplantae; Streptophyta; Magnoliopsida; Rosales; Moraceae. The coding region runs from base 203 to 655 and encodes 150 amino acids. The transcript has a single exon.